AUGCUGCAAUUAUAUAUCGCUGUUCCGUCGUCUCCGCCGAUCCACCUCCGCGCUAAAAUUGCCAAAAAGCCUCAACAACCGCGAAUAUUCCAUUCCGCCCUGUCUAAAAUUAAUAAAAACCUUACCGGUUCAUUCUAAAUGACAUGACACUGUAAACACAGAAAAUAAUGGGUAUUUAAAUCACCUUUAUUACCUAAAUUGCUCAAUUCAAAUAUCCGAAAUUUCACUAGUGCUCUUAAUAGCUUCAAAAGCAAGUGAAGAAAUAUAACCAAGAGUGUUAGUAAAAAUAAAAAAACAUAGAAACCCCAAAGGAAAGUCGAGAAAAGUGCCUACAACCAAAUGUGUUUUUCCUGAUGUUAAAUCCCUUCAAUCCCCUUAUCUGGCUUUAAUUCCCGUAAAGCCCUUUUUUCACCUGCUUCCACCUUUAAGCGUCGCAAUAAUUCCCCAACAAAAACAAGCACAUGAGUUGGAUUAAUAGGAGUCAACUGGAAUAGGCCGAAGCACACCGGAGCACAGCUGCUGAUAUUAUGGAAAAAGCGAAGGCGUAUAUCAAAAAUGAACUUCGCGGUGGCAGCCAGCUUUCCGAGCCAGCAACCACACCGAACCCGACCUCGCCGGCCUCGACUGGAACGCUCCAAGCGACCAAGCAGCCUUACGCGCCCGUGGAGCUGAUGCCCUCACCCGGUGCAGCGGCUCAUCGCAGCAGCCGGACUCCCGGCGAGCAAUAUCACUUGGGCUCUCAGCCACAUGCCGCUCAGCACUACUAUGCCGGGGUCAAGUCGACGGGAAGAGCUUCAGCGCCGCCAGAUCACCAUCAUGUGCCCAUGACCAUUUGUUUUGUGUGUGGCGGACAUGGUGGCUAUGAGCCGCAACCGCUGCGCAUUCGUCACAAUGCCGAGCGUCCCGCUGAAUCUUAUUUUCCCUUUUUGGAGCGUCACGACCCGCCGAACGGAUUGACGGGAGUGACGCCUGGCCAGGAUUACGUGUGGGCCUGUAUGCUCUGCUUUCGAUCCCUGAACGAGCAAUGGGAUGCCUACGAGCGGCAAAAGAAACCCCUGCUGCAGCGCAUCUACCACAUGAAACGGGUGGACGGAAAGGGCUACAUUGGAGCCGAUGUGGCCACACAAAGCGAGUAUGCCGCCCAGGUUUUGGGUUUGAGUGCUGAGCAUCUCACCCAGAAUGGCCUGGUGGAGGGCCACGGUGAUCCCUAUGCCUUGGCACGCCACUACUCGCCGCAGUUGCAGCAGUCGCAUCACCACCACCACCACCACAGUACCUCAAGGAAUGCCUCACCCUCGCCGAAUCCCAGUGCUGCCGGCGGUGGCGGUGGCGGCGGUGGUGGUGGUGGUGGUGGUGGUGGGGACUUUUAUCCCAGGAACUCGACGCCGUCGAGCAGCCACAACAGAUACCUGAGCAGGCCACAAUCACGGGACAUGCCCGUGGCCUCGCCCUCAUCGCGACCGCCCAGCGAGCCGCCGGCCAUGAAAUCCGCCGGCUAUGCCCAGCAGAAGUUCAAGCUAAGUCCGGCACCACCACCGGCUGGCUAUCAGGGCCAGGCGCCGUAUCAUCCCGCCCAGUAUCAACAGCUGCAGCAGCAGACGGCCGCCUAUCAUCUGCUGCAGCAGCAGGUGAACGCUGGCGGCGGAGCAGCCGAGUCGGCCCACUACAAGGGCAAUCCCUACAGUGCGUUGCCCUCGCCCGGCAGUGCCCCACUGGGACCUCCGGCGCCGUCCACUUUCGAAGAUGACAAUGCCACCGUGCUGGACUUACGGAACUCCUCGAGUUCCAGUGCUCCACCAACGCCUCGUCAUGGAUCGAUCAUCAGUUCGGUGGCGCCGACCAGUCAACCGCAACCAGAAGUGGGAAUCCUGGACCUCUCCAUGCCGGACAAGAAUUCCAUCACCGAGGUGUGCUACGUGUGCGGCGAUGAACAGCGCAGGGGAAGCCUCAUCGAGCUGAGUACGGUGAAGCCAAGGGAAACCGGAAGACCAGGGCAAGCUGUGGCGUAUUUCCCCCUGUUCAACGAACAGCAUCCGCGGCCAGCACGCUCACGUCCCAAGGAUCCGCGCGGCAUGAUCCAGGCUUGUCUGCCCUGUUACGAGGACCUCAUACAGCAAUGGAACGCCCACCAGGCAAUCCAUAAACCUGAAUCGGAGCGGUCCUAUCAGCUGCGAAAACGUUCGACGUUCGUGGCCGAAAGAACCACUUUCGUUUGCUACACCUGUGGAUCGGAUACGCCCUCUUCGCAACUGCGCCUUGUCUACUGCUGUCCAAAUGCUGAAAGGGAACCCUAUUAUCCAUUUAUCAAGACCAUUACAGUCUUCAAAAACGCUAGUCCAAUUAGUCCGCAAGGCAUGGUUCAGGUCUGUUCCACUUGCAACGAGAAGCACACUGGCUUGGAGAUGGGUGGUCCACCUCCAGCUGCCUCCAGCACCCACUCAGCUGUGGGUGGAGCUUCUCCAAGCGCUGGACACUCGCUGGAAUCGAACUCGGCCAUGUAUAGUGCCAGCGGAGGGAUAGCCGGAAAUAGUGGGGUCCAAUUUGGAGGUCGUAACUCACCAUCGGAAAAGUCCCUGGCCAAUUCGGACUCCACGAGUAAUGUGCGGUUUAGGCCCUACGAGACGAACUCGAACAAUUCCAACUCAAACACGGCACGUGACCUGAAACAAAUUCGUCGCAGCGAUUCGCGCCCAAAUUCGCCGAGUUCCAGCCAAGGAGCCAUUGAAAAUGGGCACGGACAGUAUCCUUGCUCCAUUUGCAAAGUGCUUUGCCCAUCGAACAAAAUGGAUUGGCUGUCCACAAGUGCCGAGCACAUGAACUCCCAUGCCAUGCACUUUCCCUGUCUCAAGGCCAGUGCCGUAACCAGCAAUAAUAACAAUAAUAGUAAUACCAAUAACAACAACAACAAUAACAACAACAACAACGAGCUAAACAGCAAUCGCGUGCUGGCCUGCAAGGACUGCAAGGAUUACCUGGCCAGCCAGUGGGAGUCAAUGGAUGCGGAACGGGUUCCCCUCGAGCAUAGAAGAUACAACAUUCCCUCGCCCAUGCUGACCUCCAGCUCACCAAAUGGAUCUCGGCACGGCGCCAUGAGCAUCAACACUCCGCCCUCCACGCCAUCCAUAUCAUCCUCGACGCCUGCCAGCACGUCCAUCUACUGCUAUCUAUGCGGAUUGCACUCGGACCUAACCUUAGCCAGAGUUCUCUAUGCCAGCAAAGAGGGAUCGCGGCCGUAUUUUCCACUGUUACUGAAACACAAUUCACUUCCCAAUGCUGAGCAGUUAAGGAACAAUUCGGCCCUAGUUUGCACCUUUUGUUACCAUUCCAUGUUGAACCAGUGGCGCAAGUACGAGGCGCAGAGUCCCAACGUGAAUCCAGCGGAUCGUAAAUAUAAUUGGCACGACUACAACUGUCACCUGUGCGGCAUUACGACUUACCGGAAAAGAGUACGGGCGCUCCCCGUCAACGAGUUUCCCUUCGUGAAGCACCAGAAAAGCGACGAUGGCCUACUGCUAGAGAACGGAGAAUAUGCGGUGGUCUGUCUGGACUGCUACGAGAGUUUAAGACAACAAGCCUCGCAACACGAUCGCUUCGGGGUGCCCAUUUCCAGGCGGGCCUACAACUGGGUACCUCAACCACCUCCACCGGAGGACAGUCCCGAAUCCGCAGUGGCCCGUUUGCCCUGCGGCGAGCGCUCCGAUCGCAUUCUCAUCAGCAGUGCCUUGAGGCCCGUGCCAGGGAAGAAGACCACGUCGCCGAAGCAGUACGACAAGUCAAAAGAAGUGCCGCCGAAGGCUGGACAAAAGCGGCCGGCCACCAGCCCCGCACCGCACAUUCCCGUGCCGCACCACCUGCAGACACCACCUGGCGGCGGCGGUGGCGGCUUGCCGGGAUCUUCGGUGGCCAACAGCCCGGUGCCAUCGUCCGCCGGUGGCAACGCCCUGCUGAACCACGCCCUGCCCAGCAACCACAUCGGCACUCCGUCGCCGCAGCAACAUCAGCAGCACCAACAGCAACACCAACAGCAACACCAACAGCAGCAACAGCAGCAGCAACAGCAGCAACAGCAGCAACAUCAGGCCCAACAGCAGGCGGUGGCGGCUGCAGUGCAGCAACAACUGGCCGCAGGAGUGGGUUUGCCACCAGGAGCCAUUGGUGCCGCAUCGGCCAGUAGUCGAGGCUCCUUUGCCGCCGCCCUGCGAACGCUGGCCAAGCAGGCCGACAUCAAGGAGGAAGAUGUGGGCGGGGACAGGAAUGUGCCCACGUCGGGAGCCGGCGGGCCGCCAACGUCGGCGUCCGGACCGCUGAACUCGGGCGCCGGACGUGUGGGAUCCGAGCGCUCCGGUGAGGAUCGAGUGGCGAGCAACAAGAAGCGCUCACCGCCCUCGCCACAGCCGCCGGAGAAGAUCGCCCGACUGAGUCACACACCGCAAACAGCCUCGCUGCAGCCGGAACUCUUGGCCAGGAGCGGAUUCCAGCCGUACAGAUCGGACGAGCGGCUGAUGCAUCCGGCGGGCGCCUUUCCCCUGGAGGCCUACUCCCACUUUGCGGGUCUGCCUGGGAUUCCACCAGGAGCUUUUCUGAAUCCCGCUGGACUGCCGUACACGGAGCAGCUGUACCUGGAGCACCGCUACCAACUGUUCCGCGCCGCCGGCGCCCAUCCCUCGCAUCCGCAUGCGGCCGCACUGUACCCCCAAAUGGCCUCGCCCUACUCGCACCUCUACUCGAUGAUGCCCGGCGCAGCGCUGGGCAUCUCGCCGGCGAUGCACGACCGGAUGAAGCUGGAGGAGGAGCACAGGGCGCGGCUGGCGCGGGAGGAGGAACGUGAGCGGGAGAUGCAGCGCGAGAAGGAGCGUGAGCUGCGCGAGCAGCGCGAAAAGGAGCAGCGUGAGAAGGAGCAGCGCGAGAAGGAGCAACGGGAGAAGGAGCAGCGCGAGCGCGAGAAGGAGCAGCGCGAACGGGAGGCCCGGGAACGCAAACUGCGGGACGAGGAGCGCGAGCGGGAGCGGGAACGCCAACAGCUGCUGAAUGCCUCGCAUCACUACUCCAAUCAGUUGUACUCCCCGCUGAACCGAAACCUGCUGGGCUCCAUGAUCCCACAUCUCAACAUGAGCUUGCGCGGACCACCAGGAGCACUUCACGGGCUGCCCGGCAUGUCGCACUACCAUGCAGCGGCGGCCAAUGCCCAGCGGCAGAGUCCCCACGGGGCCAUGGGCCUCAAUCUGGGCAUGGCCGGGCUGCCAGGCGUCGGCGUUCCUCCACUGGGCGGCCACGGGCCCAAUCUGCAGCACCACCUGCAGCAGGCGGCCAUGGGGUUGGCCCAUCCGGGUGCCGCUGGCCUCACGCAUCCCGGCUUCUCGGCCGCUGCCCUCGGCCUCAGUGCCCAUCCGCACAGCCUGAACCUCAGUCACCCGCACAUGUCGCCGCACCAUCCCGCCUCGCUGGCCCACCAGUUGCCGCCGCAUACCUCCACGGCCGGCGGCGGCGGAGCGAUGAGCAACUCCAUUCCAGUGACGGCCAGUUCCAGUCUAUCUGCAUCUUCAGCGCACACCAGCUUGAACCUGACGGCCGCCGUGAAGCUGAGCGCCGACCAGGUGCCCACCUCGACGCCCAGCGGCGGUGUCAGCGGCAGCGGUAUGCCGCCCACCACCUCCAGCUCGCACAUUCCCAACAUGGGCCACUACUAUCAUCACGGCCAUCUGGCGGCCAUGCAUGCAGCUGCGGCGGCGGCCAGCGGAAUGACUCCGACGGCUGCCCACCAACAGCAGCCCCUUUCGCUGCCCAGCUCGCCCAAGAUCACGCCCCCCAUCACUCCCUCUGCGUCGGCGAACGGCGGCCGAGCAGGCGGUAGCCCCCAUGCCAUGAGGCACCACAUUGCUGCGGCCGUGGCGGCUGCUGCCCAGCAAUCGGCGCUGAUCGAUAAGGCCGUUACCCCGGUGACGCAUGAACCGGCCACCUUGGAUCUGACCGGAUCGAAUUCGAACUCCAGCAACCAGGCUCCAUCGAACGCCAGCAGUGGCCAGCCGACCAGUCACGAAGUGAACGGGGGCGAAUCCAAUGGAGCCUCGCAGGGCGAGAUCAAGGAGCAGGUGGCUGCCCUCAAGGAGGAUUCUCUGAAGAGUUCGCCGCCGCCGCCAGUGGCGCUGGACAAGAAGCCAGCCACGCCGAAUGCCGCUGCAGAGAAGCAAAUCCAUCCGGACAGCUCGCCGGAGAACUCAUCGCGGCGCAGUGCCAGUCCGCAGUCGGAGACCAACAACUCGCUGCCGGCGCUCGGUGCCGCAGCAGCAGCAGCUGCAGCAGCAGCAGCAUCAGGUAAAUGCAAAGAGGAGCCCCCAAAGAUUCUAGACACGGACACGACUGCCACGGCAGCAACCAAGACAGACAUUGAGGAGGAGAAGCAACGCUUGUCGGUGUCGCCGGCGCCGGCACCUGCACCAGUUGCUCCCAAGAGCAUGGCCGUCGCCGCCGCCGCCUCCCCAGACACUGUGUCCACCUCCGGCGGGGUGACCUCCACGACCAGUGGCACCACCCCGCCGCCGGUGGUCAGCAGCAGCACCAGCAGUGCCAGCACGGCGCUGACCAGCGACGAGGUGUCCACCAGUGCCGCCACGCCCACUGCCGAGCCCACCAGAUGAUAGAUGAUAACGAUAACAAUGAUAAUGAUAAUGAUGAUGAUGAUCCCCUGGCGGGAGUGGGUGUUCGGUCGGUCGGUCGGUCGGUCGGUCGGUCGGUCGCUUAGGCUUAAGUUCUGCAAAGUCGCCUCGGAUCGGAACUAGUUAACAUCUACCUUCAGUAACAUUUAACUAGGCGAUAAUUUAGUUGUUAGUCAAGCAUCUUUAUUUAUACAAGAACUUGUAAUGUAAUGUAUUGCCAGCGCCGCUUUAGAUCCAAUUCUUAAUGUUUUAAUCCUUAGUUACUAUUAUUAUUUCCGUAUUUAAAAUUGUGAAGCGUUUACUUUUAGAAAUGGCCUGAAUAAAUGAUUUAUUUGUUUACAA
Drosophila elegans is the source of this 6995-nucleotide messenger RNA. It is a transcript of the gene px, whose product is annotated as centrosomal and chromosomal factor. The record is from RefSeq and is a predicted model, not a curated record. The coding region runs from base 528 to 6635 and encodes 2035 amino acids. The transcript is spliced from 14 exons. Lineage: Eukaryota; Metazoa; Arthropoda; Insecta; Diptera; Drosophilidae.